Molecule: messenger RNA, 1921 nt
Organism: Glycine soja
Lineage: Eukaryota; Viridiplantae; Streptophyta; Magnoliopsida; Fabales; Fabaceae
Product: protein NRT1/ PTR FAMILY 6.3-like
Exons: 5
Coding region: 63-1847 (594 amino acids)
Biological process (GO): response to nitrate; oligopeptide transport; transmembrane transport
Cellular component (GO): membrane
Molecular function (GO): nitrate transmembrane transporter activity
Source: RefSeq, a predicted model, not a curated record
UGGCAUGCAUAGGUAGCUACUCACUAGCAUUUUAGUUCCCACCAUUCGUAUCCCUUCCUCUGAUGAAGACUCUCCCUCAAACACCAGGGAAAACCAUCCCAGAUGCUUGCGACUACAAAGGUCACCCAGCAGAGAGGUCCAAAACCGGUGGUUGGACUGCUGCGGCCAUGAUUUUAGGAGUGGAAGCAUGUGAGAGGUUAACGACAAUGGGUGUUGCCGUGAAUUUGGUGACAUAUUUGACGGGUACGAUGCAUUUGGGCAGUGCUAAUUCUGCCAACACGGUCACCAACUUCAUGGGAACCUCUUUCAUGCUCUGUUUGUUCGGUGGUUUUGUAGCUGACACUUUUAUCGGCAGAUACCUCACUAUUGCCAUCUUCGCGACUGUUCAAGCCACUGGUGUGACAAUAUUAACAAUAUCAACCAUAAUCCCAAGCCUGCACCCUCCAAAAUGCAUAAGAGACGCGACCAGACGCUGCAUGCCAGCAAACAACAUGCAGCUGAUGGUUCUCUACAUAGCUUUAUACACGACGUCCCUCGGCAUUGGAGGCUUGAAAUCCAGCGUCUCAGGCUUCGGCACGGACCAGUUCGACGAGUCGGACAAGGGAGAGAAGAAGCAGAUGCUGAAAUUCUUCAACUGGUUCGUGUUCUUCAUAAGCUUGGGGACACUAACUGCAGUGACGGUUCUCGUGUACAUUCAGGAUCAUAUAGGGAGGUACUGGGGCUACGGGAUAAGUGUGUGUGCUAUGCUGGUGGCUCUUCUGGUGUUGUUGUCGGGCACCAGGAGGUACCGCUACAAGAGACUGGUGGGAAGUCCCUUGGCGCAGAUCGCGAUGGUGUUUGUGGCGGCUUGGAGGAAGAGGCACUUGGAAUUUCCCUCUGAUUCUUCAUUGUUGUUCAACUUGGAUGAUGUGGCUGAUGAAACUCUCAGGAAGAACAAGCAGAUGUUGCCCCAUAGCAAGCAGUUCCGCUUCUUGGACAAGGCAGCGAUCAAGGACCCAAAAACGGACGGCGAAGAAAUCACGAUGGAGAGGAAGUGGUACCUCUCAACCCUAACCGACGUGGAAGAGGUCAAAAUGGUGCAAAGAAUGCUCCCCGUGUGGGCCACCACCAUCAUGUUCUGGACAGUCUACGCCCAAAUGACCACAUUCUCAGUCCAACAAGCCACCACCAUGGACCGCCGCAUAAUCGGAAACUCCUUCCAAAUCCCCGCCGCGUCGCUCACCGUCUUCUUCGUCGGAAGCGUCCUCCUAACGGUCCCCGUCUACGACCGCGUCAUCACCCCCAUAGCUAAGAAACUCUCACACAACCCACAAGGGCUCACCCCUUUGCAACGCAUUGGGGUAGGGUUAGUGUUCUCAAUCUUAGCCAUGGUGUCAGCAGCACUUAUCGAAAUAAAACGCCUAAGAAUGGCACGUGCGAACGGUUUGGCGCACAAACACAAUGCAGUGGUUCCCAUAAGCGUGUUCUGGCUUGUCCCACAGUUCUUCUUUGUGGGGUCGGGGGAGGCAUUUACGUACAUAGGGCAACUAGAUUUUUUCCUGAGGGAAUGUCCCAAAGGGAUGAAGACCAUGAGCACGGGCUUGUUCCUCAGCACGUUGUCGUUAGGGUUUUUUCUUAGCUCACUGUUGGUGACUUUGGUGCACAAAGCCACGCGCCACCGCGAACCGUGGCUCGCGGAUAAUCUUAACCAUGGGAAACUACAUUACUUCUACUGGCUAUUGGCUUUGUUGAGUGGUGUGAAUUUGGUGGCGUACUUGUUUUGUGCUAAGGGGUAUGUGUACAAGGACAAGAGGCUCGCUGAGGCAGGCAUUGAGUUGGAGGAAACAGACACUGCUUCCCAUGCUUAGGUUUUACAACUUUACUUUUGUAAGAAGAAAGAAGAAUGUGCUAUUAAUCUUUAUACUUUAUGUGACGUUGCUAA